Molecule: messenger RNA, 915 nt
Organism: Acytostelium subglobosum LB1
Lineage: Eukaryota; Evosea; Eumycetozoa; Acytosteliales; Acytosteliaceae
Exons: 3
Cellular component (GO): plasma membrane
Source: RefSeq, a predicted model, not a curated record
AGAUAUAAUACAAUACAAACAAACAUGCUAGUACCAUCAAGAUUGAUCAAUGUUGGACUUAGACAGGUGUUGAACAACAGUAGCAAGAAUGUUGCUGCUGCCACUACUACUCUGUUCACAUCACCAAGUGCCAACAACAUCAAUAUCAACAACAAUGUAAACGACAAGCGUACAUUCUUCACAGUGCUCAAUCAAUAUGAAGCUGGUGUCACAUUCACAUUGGGUCGUAUGACAUCAGUGAAGAAGGCUGGCAUUCGUAUGCUCAUUCCAUUCCUGCAAGAGAUGGAGGUGGUCGAUCUGAGAACAGUGUCAAUCAGUCUCGAGAAGCAAGAGAUCAUCACCAGAGACAAUAUAUCGGUAAUCGCCGAUGCCAUCGUCUACUAUCGUGUCAUUGAUCCAGAGAAGGCAAUCGUCAAAGUGACCAACCAUGAUAAGACGAUUCAAGAGUUGUCACAGAUUAAGAUUAGAGAGACACUGUCACAGAAUACAUUGGACGAGGUGUUGCACAACAGAGAGAAGUUUGGUCAUGAGAUCAAUGAGAGUGUUAGAGAGAUUGCUGCAGAGUGGGGACUGUUGGUCGAGCGAAUCAACCUCAAGGAUAUCAAGUUUGAGGAGGGCAUGAGUCGUGCCAUGGCCAAGAAGGCCGAGGCUGAACGUCUACGUGAGGCCAAGAUCAUCUAUGCUCAAUCAGAGGUUCAAACUGCACAUCAAAUUCUUGAGGCAGCCAAGACAUUAGAGUCAUCACCACUGGCCAUCAGACUUAGAGAGUUGGACACAUUGCAACAGAUUGCCAAGGAGCCAUCAAAAACAUUAGUAUUCGUACCAUCCAACCUAUUCCAGAAUGUUCCAGGCUUGACAUCUUUCGUCAACUCGAUGGACAACAAUACACAACAGAUCGACAGCAAGACCAAGUCC